AUGUCUCUCAAGCGCAAGGCAUCGCUUUCGGCCAUCAAUUCGCCUGCCUCGCCCACCCCUCUCCCCGGAUACACAUUCGCCAUGGACGACUCUCCCAAACAUCUUCAUAGUCGGACGCGAAAGCGGUUCAGGAAUGAUCGCCCCGACGAGAAAGUAGUCUAUGAAAACACCCUGCGCUGGUUAUUCACUGCCCAGCAAACCCGUCCAGCGCAGACCCCAAUUGGUGUCGCAGACGAGCAAGACAUGGACUCUGAACCUCUCCCAACUCCAGAAACCCUUGAUCCCCGCCAGCAGACGCUACACAAAUUUUUCCAACCUUCCCAGCCGGCACUUCACUCUCGUCCGCACCUCACGAAGCUGCGACCGAACGAGCAGAGCAACAACCCGUUCCUGCGACCACCCACGCUCGAUAUAAACAUGACAAUUGCUCCAAUGGGUAGCGAUGCGACCUCUUCGCCACCCCAGGAAUCUUAUACCGACAUGGAUGUGGAUAUGGAUGUCGACUCUGGAAGCGACGAACCCGUGCAAGCUCCCGAGAGACGGGUCGGAGGUCUCUCAUGGAUGGGACACCCUCGGCUGCCUUAG
Molecule: messenger RNA, 585 nt
Organism: Aspergillus terreus NIH2624
Lineage: Eukaryota; Fungi; Ascomycota; Eurotiomycetes; Eurotiales; Aspergillaceae
Exons: 2
Coding region: 1-585 (194 amino acids)
Source: RefSeq, a predicted model, not a curated record